Vicia villosa (hairy vetch) is the source of this 739-nucleotide messenger RNA. Its product is annotated as protein FAR1-RELATED SEQUENCE 5-like. The coding region runs from base 113 to 607 and encodes 164 amino acids. Lineage: Eukaryota; Viridiplantae; Streptophyta; Magnoliopsida; Fabales; Fabaceae. The transcript is spliced from 4 exons. The record is from RefSeq and is a predicted model, not a curated record.
AUGAUGUAUUUGGGAUAUGGUGUAGGAUACGGUGUCACUUUUCAGUGUCAAAAUAGCAGCUCUCUUACGUUAUUGCCGAAUUUCUGUUCUCUAUACAUUGACUACAAUUCCAAUGGACAAUUUGGAGUCAAACAAAGAUGAUGAACUGACGCUUAAUACUACACAAGAUGUUCAUAUACCUGUUUCAAUUGAGACAAAUCAAGAGGUUCCAAGUUGUGAUGAAGAAAUCAAGCCUAAGGUAGGACAAAUUUUUGAUUCACUCGAAGAUGGUGAAAUGUUUUACAAAAAUUAUGCACAUAGUGUUGGUUUUAGUGUGCGUUGUUCAUCAGAAAAUAAAAAUAAAGAUGGUGUCAAACGUUUCGUCUGCUCAAAAGAGGGUUACAAACCAAAUGUAUCAAAAGAGAAAGAAGUGAGUGAAUUGGGAGUUAAAGUCAAGAGGAGGAGUCUUACAAGAGAAGGAUGUGAUGUGAAAGAUGCUUUCAAGCUGUUAGAGGGAGGUAAGUAUGAGCUAACUCGAUUUCAAGAGAGUCAUACACAUGCACUUGCCUCACCUAAAAAGAGACAAUUUCUUAGAUCGGCAAGCAUGUGGUCAAUAUGCAUAUCAUGACACUCGUAACUGUCCUGCAAAAUUAUCUCCUUAAUCUUGGGAUUGAAAGAUAAACUUGGUUAAUGAAAAGCUGAGAUUGCAAAUCUGUUUUUGGGUUUGGAAGGAUUGUUUUGUUUUGUUGCUAUCCACAAG